AUGUCCACAGAAGUUGAUAUGGAUUUUCGAGAUGAAGAAGAUUGUGGUGUGAAUGAAGCACAUGUUGAUUGUUCAGAUGCUUUUAAUACUUCUCAGGUCUUUGCAACCCGAGAAGAUGUUUUGAAGUGGGCUCGAACGGUUGCCCAUGAAAAUGAUUUUGUUGCAGUAAUUAUGAGGUCUGAUACAUAUACUGUGCAUGGAGGUGAAGGUUGGGCGGUGAAGCUGAUAUGUGGGAUUCACUACCAUGAAUUGGCGAAGACCUUAGUUGGACAUCCAUAUGCUGGGAGAUUGACAGAUGGUGAGAAGAAUAUCAUUGCUGAUAUGACGAAGUACAGGCUCCCAUUGCUUGACAUUGUGGGGGUGACACCAACCGGGAUGACUUUCUCUGCUGGGUUUGCAUAUUUGGAGGACAAAGACCUAGCCUUGAUGAAUGCUGUGAAAGUUGUGUUUCCGGAGUGUACGAAUUUGUUGUGCAGGUUUCACAUAGACAAGAAUGUGAAGGAAAAGUGUAAAUCGCUAAUUGGUCAGAAGAAUGCCUGGGACUACGUAAUGGAUAGCUGGGGUAACCUGGUAGAUUGUCCUUCGGAACAGGAAUUCCCUGAGCACCUUCAAAGGGUUGAAUCUGCUCAUUGGUCUUUGAAAAGGAUAUUACAGAAUAGCGUUGGAGACCUCUAUAGUUUUUGGGAUGCAAUGAACAACAUGAUGACGCUGCAGCACACUGAAAUUAGAGCAUCAUUCAAAACAAGUACGCAUGUCGUUGGUCAUGUUUUUAAGAAAACCUUAUACAAGAGGCUUCUAGGAAUGGUGUCAAGGUAUGCUUUAAAUGAAAUUUCGGUUGAGUUUGAGCGUGUACGUCAUUUGAAAGGCAACCUGUCUUCUUGUGGGUGUGUCUUGAGAACCACACUAGGUCUUCCUUGUGCAUGCGAGCUACAAAGAUAUGAUGGUGGCAGCAUCCCACUGGAUGCAGUCCAUAUGUACUGGAGGAGACUUAAUUUUUCAGACCAGGGGCUAUGUGAGGCCAAAGUGAGCAUCAAGGAAGAGAUUGACAGAAUACAUAAAAGAUUCGAGGAACUUGAUGUUUGCGAGAAAGUUACUUUCAAGAGUAAACUCUGA
Glycine soja is the source of this 1113-nucleotide messenger RNA. RefSeq lists its product as uncharacterized. Lineage: Eukaryota; Viridiplantae; Streptophyta; Magnoliopsida; Fabales; Fabaceae. The record is from RefSeq and is a predicted model, not a curated record. Bases 1 to 1113 code for a protein of 370 amino acids. The transcript is spliced from 6 exons.